Belonocnema kinseyi is the source of this 987-nucleotide messenger RNA. Its product is annotated as trypsin-like. The coding region runs from base 1 to 987 and encodes 328 amino acids. Lineage: Eukaryota; Metazoa; Arthropoda; Insecta; Hymenoptera; Cynipidae. Gene Ontology annotation, biological process: proteolysis. The record is from RefSeq and is a predicted model, not a curated record. The transcript has 4 exons. Gene Ontology annotation, molecular function: serine-type endopeptidase activity.
AUGAGGGAACAAACUUUUUUGAGUUUAUUGGUACUUUGCGAAAUUUCGUCGCAAGGAUUCGGGUCUUUAUCAGAAGAAAAUGCUGAUGAAUCGCCGAAUUUCCAUAUUCGUAAAAAACGACUGAUUGAUCGCACCCAGCCGCAAAAUAGAGGAAUUCCGAUUGAACGUGUUCCCUACGUUGUCAAAAUUUUAAAAAAUGAUGAAAGUAACUGCGCCGGAAAUUUAUUGUCUCGUUACAUUGUCUUAACUUCUGCCUAUUGUCUUCAAGAAAUUGCCACAUACAGUGUUUUAUCUGGUUCGCCACUAAUGGCUUAUGGGAACCGUCACAAUAUAACACGAACAAUUUUUCACAAUCAUUUUAAUCCACAGACGCACGACUAUGAUCUUGCGAUGAUUAAAAUUUCUCCACCAAUCUAUGAGAAAUUUUCGCCUAAUCGACAAAUUGAAGUCUCAAGUACGAAAGUGCCCACAAAUAUUCUUGGUGAAGUAAGUGGCUGGGGAUGUACCUCAAUAGGACCAGGGAACUAUAGGCUGUUUCGUAAUAAAUUACAAACAAUUAAAAUACCCAUAAUUGACAAUAUUUCUUGUCAAACCAUCUACGGGAGUCAAGUUCAUAUUACACAUCAUCAUAUUUGUACUUAUGACCCAAGUAGACUUAAAGGAAGUUGCGAUCGGGAUGGAGGUGAUGCUUUGGUUGUCAAUGGAAAAUUAGUUGGUGUCAUGUCUUUUCGAGAAAAUUCUCCAACCGCAGGAAACCCUCAAGUUUUUAUGAAUUUAGUUGAUCCUGAAAUUAACGAAUGGAUCCAAAGGAAGAUGCUUCCCAGAUUCUCUUCUGCUACAAAUCCGAUCAAGAAUAAUUGUGAGUUUAUUACCUUGAUGUUGGGGGUGGCAAAGGUGCUUGGCGGCGUUUGUGGGGUGGAGAUUUAUAGAUCUCCUGUUAGACGCUACAAGAGCUCCCUAGACAAAACCCCGAGCCACUUUUGUUAA